Eurytemora carolleeae is the source of this 1996-nucleotide messenger RNA. Its product is annotated as protein regulator of cytokinesis 1. Gene Ontology annotation, molecular function: microtubule binding. Gene Ontology annotation, biological process: microtubule cytoskeleton organization; mitotic spindle midzone assembly. The transcript has 20 exons. NCBI's taxonomy places the organism in Eukaryota, Metazoa, Arthropoda, Copepoda, Calanoida, Temoridae. Bases 160 to 1959 code for a protein of 599 amino acids. The record is from RefSeq and is a predicted model, not a curated record. Gene Ontology annotation, cellular component: mitotic spindle midzone; spindle; cytoplasm.
AAUUUUGAACAUAUAAUCAACAACUCUCUUUUUCAGAUGAAAUCGAUUAAUAGUGAAAUUUAUUCAAGAAAUUAAUCUUUAAAGAGAAAACAUUGAAAACGUGCUCUUGUCAGUUUCCGUGACACUUGACAGUUAUAUUUUCGCUGAUAAUCUUUAAACAUGGAGGGAGAAUUCAGUCGGAGGAUUAAGGAUGUUGUUGAUGACCGUGUAUCCCGCCUUGAAGGUUUAUGGGAGGAGCUGGGGAUAGAUGAGGCGGGCCGGGAGGAUAGGAGUUCAACCGUCCUAAAACAUAUAACUGAACUACUAGACAAGAUGGUAAACGAGGAUAAGAAAGCCAAGAAGAGGAUCCUGGACAGCCUGGAGUACUACUCAAAGCAGGCCACCAAGCUUAGCCAGGAGCUGGGGAUCAGUUUCGAGUUCCCUGACAGCAGUCUUGUUCUGGUUCAAUAUGAACGAGCUGUGAGACACGAGGCUAAAAAUCUAGAGGAUAUUAAGAACACACGUCUGGAGGAGGUCAAAGAACUACGGUUUGUCGAUGAAGAACUUUGCUCUAGGCUUGGUAUGGAUCCGUUUUAUAUUUCAACUACAACUGUGCCUAACACAGAAAAACUCGACGAACUGAAGGAGCAUAUUAAACAAUUGGAGAAACAACUAGCUCUACGGAUAGAACAGGUCACAACCCAGAGAGAGGAAAUUACCAGGCUUUACCAGGAACUUGACAUGGAACCAAGCACUGAAAUGGAACGAGAAUUGGUUUGCGAGAGCUUGGAUAGAUUUGUUUUGAGCGCUAAGAAUAUCGAGGAUGUCGGCAGGAUCCAGAGUAUGCUGGAGGAUGAAGUGAAGAAGAACCAGAAGGAGGUGUGCGAGUGUAUUGAGAAGAUUGACGCCCUAUACGCCAGGCUGCAGCUAGACGAUAAUAAGAAGUUUCAUUUCCUUUCUAAUAACAGAGGGCACUCUGUGACUGUUAUUGCCUCCCUCAAGGCUGAAAUUGUCCGUCUGGAAGAGAUUAAACGGGCAAACAUUGAGAAGUUUAUCAUCAACAUCAGGGACGAACUCAACGUUCUUUGGGACGACUGUUUCUACUCAGAAGAACAGAGGAAUGAGUUCCUCCCUCUGCACUCUACAGAUUUCUCUGAGGCUCUUCUUGAGGCUCACGAGACCGAGGUGGCCAGGCUCAAAACUUAUUACGAGGAUCACAAGGAACUGUUCCUGAAGGUGUCCAAGCGCCAGGAGGUUUGGAACAAGUUCAUGGAACUGGAGAGAAGAGCCAAGGAUCCUUCAAGGUUGAUGAACGCUCGAGGGAACAGUUUGUUGUUGGAGGAGAAGGAGAGGAACAAGGUUAACAAGAACCUACCCAGGGUAGAACAAGAACUACACCAACUCAUCAAAGAAUGGGAGAAUGAAACUGGUCGCACUUUCCUAGUCCACGGUGUCGAUUUCCAGGCAUUUAUUGAAAAGCAAAAGGAAGAACAUUUAGAGCAACUGGAAGCUGAGAAGGUUGCAAGGGAACAGGCUAAGAAGAGAACUAUACUUCAAGAGACAAGGUUUGGAGCUAAACCUGCUACUCCAGCUAAGCUGAAGCAAUCAACAUCAGGAAACAAAACAAAUAGUAUCAAGAAAACUCCUGGGUCGUCCCGUAUUCUCUCAAGAAUAAAUACAGGGCUUGCUAUGAUCAGAUCACCGAGGACAAGGAUGUCAGAGACUCCGACCUCCAAGAACAACGCAUCCCUGCGACAGAAACGGAGGGACAGCUACGGUAUAAAACGUGGAGACAAGAAGGAUGCUAAAACUGCGGUGCAAAACAAGAACAAGCUCGCCAGAGGAGUUUUAUCAGAGUUGGAUAAUUCAAUAGUAAGUGGUCCGGGUGCGCCACACAACUUUACUCUACGCAGUGUAGAUUACGCAAAGUUCAACAAGGGCAAUUUCCUGAAUUCGACAAAAGCAGAGAAUAAGUGGUAAAGAAAUUAAGAAAUUGAGUUAUAACAAACUCUGAUUU